This is a messenger RNA of Dictyostelium purpureum, 509 nucleotides long. RefSeq lists its product as uncharacterized. NCBI's taxonomy places the organism in Eukaryota, Evosea, Eumycetozoa, Dictyosteliales, Dictyosteliaceae. The record is from RefSeq and is a predicted model, not a curated record. The coding region runs from base 12 to 509 and encodes 165 amino acids. The transcript is spliced from 4 exons. Gene Ontology annotation, molecular function: calcium ion binding.
AGUUAAAUAAAAUGGCUACAGUAAGUGAUGUAUGUAAAAAAAUUGAAGAGGAUAUUGAAAGCAUGUUGCAAAAAUAUGACAAAAAUGGAGACAAAAGUUUAACUCGUGGUGAAAUAGUUGAAUCCCUAUCUCAAAUUAAUGCAAGAAACCCACUUAAAACCGCUCUAUUGAUCUUUAAACGUUUGGAUACCAAUAGAGAUGGCACCAUUUCAAUUAAUGAAAUUAGAAAUAAUGCUACUCAACUAAAUCAAAAAAAUUUAGAAGAUGCUAUAAGACGUGAAGUAACCCAAAUUUUAGAUAAUCAUGACAAAAAUGGGGACCAAAAAAUCACACUUGAUGAAAUGGUUGAAAGCUUGAUUAAAACAUCAAACUUGGAUAAAGAGAAAACUGCAGAUAUAUAUUUUUAUGAAAUAGAUACUGAUAAAGAUGGAGUUUUGACUGUUGAUGAGCUUAAAAAAGUAAGAAAUAGAUUAUUAUAUUUUAAUUAUACUUUGAAAAUUCUAAUUUAA